AUGUCGUACCUCAACGCGACAGCUAUCCUUGAGCACGCGCUCCCUCACACCUCGGACACGUACUGGAACCAAUUCGACAAGGUCUCUGAAUACAAUGUACACCUCAACUACUUCGAGAAGCUGUGGAUGGCGUGGUAUGCCUACAUUGGCAACGAUGUGCUCGCCACUGGUAUCAUGUCUUUCUUGAUGCACGAACUCGUCUACUUUGGCCGCUCUCUUCCUUGGAUCAUUAUCGACUGCAUUCCCUAUUUCAACAAGUACAAGAUUCAGAACGUAUGUCGACCACCUGCUUCGUCUAGGCUUCCGACAAGCAUACUGACAUGGUCUUCAGCAAAAAUCCCUACUGCCGCUGAACAGUGGCAAUGCGCCAAGCUCGUUCUGUUGAGCCACUUCACUGUCGAGCUUCCUCAGAUCUGGUAA
Aureobasidium vineae is the source of this 420-nucleotide messenger RNA. The record is from the annotation of a GenBank genome assembly. Lineage: Eukaryota; Fungi; Ascomycota; Dothideomycetes; Dothideales; Saccotheciaceae.